AUGGGCCGCAUAUCCGUAAAAACACACAAAUUCGUUCGUGGAAAAGCACUCCGUGAUGGUAAAUGCUUAUACUGGUCGGCUCUAAAAGUAUUUAAGCAAAAGAUUAGCUGUGCACGUAAUGAAGGUUUACGCAUGCUUAUAGCCGAUUGGAUUCGUAACAAUCGAGAACUGCGUAUUGAAGCUGUGCGUAGUGGUACUGAAUAUAGAACCAUUAAUGAAUAUUGUUUGGCUAUUGAGAAAGGAAUACUAUGGGGUGGACCUCCUGAACUUCUAGCAUUGUCUGAGAUCUUUGAAAUAGUAAUUUGUUUAAUUUAUGUGACAAAAUCUCAGGGAGAUAUAUCUAUAUGGCCUAUUUUCUAUGGUGAAAAGAAUCCAUUAGCAACAACAUAUGUUUGCAUAUUAUACGAUGGAAAACAUUAUGAUCCAUUGUAUGUGAUUAAUACAGAAAACAUCAGUGAUGAAGAAACUGUCUUCGAACGUAAUAACACGACAGUCAAAGAGUUACUGAAGAAUUUUAUUCAAGAAGAAUUUGAAUACGAGAAUAAUAUAAAUUUAGAUAUUUUGACACCUGUUGUUGUCGAGGAAGUAUCAUCUGAAAUGAAUGGUAUUGAUUCACAAGAGUUUCAAAAAAUAUCGAGUUCAGUUGUUCAAGAUGUGUCUGUAAAACGUAAAGCAGAUGAAUGUGAUACUAUUGCAUUUGGUCAAGACAAUCAAAAACAAAUAUUGUUUGAGUUACCCGAGAAAUAUUACGUUUCGAAUAAACGAGUGAAAUCGAGUGCCACUGCUAGUGGUCGGAUCUCUACAUUUGAUAGUAAUGAUACGAAUGCAAUGACAAUAGAAAAACUUUUACAAACGAAUAUGUUUGAUAGCAAGCCUGAUGAUGAAUUAAUGGAACAAACAUCUAGCAAUGAAUGUUCAAUUAUUUCCAUUGACGCAAAUCAAACACAAGAAAAGAAAUAUAUUAUGCCAUCCAGUGGUUUGAAUGAUCAAUGA
This is a messenger RNA of Rotaria socialis, 993 nucleotides long. The record is from the annotation of a GenBank genome assembly. Lineage: Eukaryota; Metazoa; Rotifera; Eurotatoria; Philodinida; Philodinidae.